UUGAAUCUAUCAUCAUUCUUCCUAUUCUUCUUUGAUCUCUUCAUUCAACAACUCAAGAAUGUCUUCUAGUGGGAAUAUAGUAGUAUGGUUGAUUUUGUUGGUAUCAAAGUUUAUUAUGAUUUCAAUGAUAGAAGGGGAACCACAAGUGCCAUGUUACUUCAUAUUUGGAGACUCCGUGGUUGAUAAUGGGAAUAACAAUGACCUUAUAACAACAGCCAAGGCCAAUUAUUUUCCUUAUGGCAUUGAUUUUCCCACUGGUCCUAAAAAUGGAAGAUUCACCAAUGGCCGCAAUAAAGCUGACUUUCUAGCUGAACUUAUAGGAUUUGACAAUUUCAUCCCACCAUUUGCAAUUGCAAGAGGCCCAGAAAUUCUUAAAGGUGUCAAUUAUGCAUCAGGAGCUGCUGGAAUUCGUGAUGAGACUGGCUAUCGAUUGGGUGAUCGGAUCAGCAUGAACAGGCAACUAUUGAACCAUCAAGUCACAAUAUUAAGAAUUAAUUCCAUACUUAGAAAUGUUACUGCAGCUAAAAGUCUCUUAAACAAAUGCCUCUACACUGUUGAUAUGGGCAACAAUGAUUACCUCAACAAUUAUUUACAGCCCAAAUAUUACCCAAGUAGUCUUUUGUAUACACCAGAAAAGUUUGCAGAUGUCCUUGCUCAGCAAUUUUCAAGACAACUAAAGACUUUGUAUGGCUAUGGAGCAAGGAAGGUGGCUGUAUCAAAUAUUGGUCUAUUAGGUUGCUUGCCAGAGGAGACAAGAGUAUUUGGAAGAAAUGCAUCUGGAUGUGUUGAUUUUAUAAAUAACUAUGUGCAGCUAUUUAAUGACAAACUCAAGCCUCUCAUUGAUGAUUUGAACACUAAUCUUUCUGGUGCAAGGUUCACUUACAUAAAUAUUACUAGCAUUUCAUUAGGGGGUCCAGCCAAUGAUUUUACAGUUUUUGACAAACCAUGCUGUAUAGUAUCAGACGCAAUAGCUAAAGGACAGUGCAAAGAAGGUGAAAUCCCAUGCAGCAAUAGGAAUCAAUAUAUUUUCUAUGAUAAUUUUCAUCCAACAGAAGUUGCAAAUCUGGCCACUGCUAAAAGAUCAUACAAUGCUUUUCUACCAACUGAUGCACAUCCAAUGGACAUCAGCCAGCUGAUACAAACCCAAUAAUAAUAAUUCAUUUACAACAAGACUGUUGGUUACACAAAAUACUAAUAAAUAGUUGACUGGUAUUAAUGCAGUUGUUGGGGGAAAUUUGACACAAUAAAAUGAUAUAAAUUU
Messenger RNA from Lycium ferocissimum, 1261 nucleotides. RefSeq names its product GDSL esterase/lipase At1g29670-like. NCBI's taxonomy places the organism in Eukaryota, Viridiplantae, Streptophyta, Magnoliopsida, Solanales, Solanaceae. Bases 59 to 1150 code for a protein of 363 amino acids. The record is from RefSeq and is a predicted model, not a curated record. The transcript has 5 exons. Gene Ontology annotation, molecular function: hydrolase activity, acting on ester bonds.